This is a messenger RNA of Branchiostoma belcheri (Belcher's lancelet), 2517 nucleotides long. RefSeq names its product synaptotagmin-17-like. Gene Ontology annotation, biological process: calcium-ion regulated exocytosis; regulation of calcium ion-dependent exocytosis; regulation of dopamine secretion. Gene Ontology annotation, molecular function: calcium-dependent phospholipid binding; phosphatidylserine binding; calcium ion binding. NCBI's taxonomy places the organism in Eukaryota, Metazoa, Chordata, Leptocardii, Amphioxiformes, Branchiostomatidae. Gene Ontology annotation, cellular component: membrane. The record is from RefSeq and is a predicted model, not a curated record.
UCGCACUCCGACCGGGAGACGCCGGCGACUCCGACGGGAACAGACAACACCAACCCCCGCCGACAACCGCUCCAAGCCAUCGGUUUGGCAUUAUUACCCAAAGCAGCUUCCAGUUUGUUCCAGUGGCUGUUAGACUUGUUCUGCUGCCGGUCGUACUGCUGUGACUGUUGUCUGGAGAAGAAUGAAGACGUCUUUCCUCAGCGCAGGUACAAGUACACGUACGUCUACGCCGGGCGUCAUCGCACGUACUCGGAAACCUCCAGUCGGGCAUCUUCGACGUCCGAGUCCCGCCGAAGCUCGGCGUCCAGCACCUUAUCCAGCAGCCUCGCCGCGUCGUCGGCGGACCGCCGGGGGAACUCUUCCACCGCCCCCGUCAUCGACAUGCGCCCGAUCGAGUUCUGGCCCGCCGGAGCCACCAACAAGGAGUCGGUCCAGCCUCGGAGCAGAGCCAACCGGCUGAUGGGCACGAGCGGCAUCGUCGACGUCCGGAAGUUCCAGCCGAGGCUCUACGAAGUCGACGAAAACGAAGACGACGACAUGACGGACGAGGAGAAAGUGGCGAAGUACAAACUGGGCCAGCUGUACUUCAACUUCCACUACAACCUCAUCCACAGCGUCUUCAUCGUCACCGUUCGGGAAGCUCGGAACCUGCCGUUUCCGAUGAUUGGCGACGAAUCCCGACAGGACUUCGCCCAUUCCAAUCCUUACGUCAAGGUGUGCCUGCUGCCAGACCAAAAGAGUGCCAAACAGAGUUCCGUCAAGCCGAAAACGCAGAACCCGGAGUUUAACGAGACGUUCAAGUUCGAGAUCCCGUUCCUGGAGGUUCAGAGGAGGAUGCUGCUGCUGUCUCUACAGGACUACGACAAGUUUUCCCGCCACUGUGUCAUAGGUCAGGUCAUCCUUCCGUUGGAGAACUAUGACCUCCUGAAGGUCAGCAACGUCUGGAAACCACUUCAGCCAAGUUCACAGCUGAGCCCUGAUCGUGGCGACGUGCUGCUGUCCAUCAACUACCUGCCCAGCGCUGGCCGUCUGAACGUUGACGUCAUCAAGGCGAACCAGCUGUUACAGACGGACAUCAUCGGCGGCUGUGAUCCGUUUGUGCGGGUGCAGAUGGUGGUAGGAACCAGGCUGAUUAAGUCUAAGAAGACGUCCUGUAAGAAGAACACGAUCGACCCCGUCUUUAACGAGUCUGUCAGCUUCAACGUCACACCUGACGUACUGGAUGACGUCAGUCUCGUCAUCACAGUGUGGGACUACAACUGCAAAAGCAGAGACGACUUCGUCGGUAGGUUCGUGCUGGGGCGCCACCCUACGGGUGCGCAGGAAACUGCACACUGGGAGCGGCUGCAGGCAUCACAUCGGUCGCCAGUGGCGCAGUGGCACACCCUGAAGUCCCGGUCGGACUGUGACCAAUGCUCUCUUGCCUCGGUCGCUGCGUCCACGCGAUGACUGAAUAUAGCUGUCAAUCAUUAGCCCUUUAACCAAUAAGAGAAAGGCAAUUAGCAGUUCAACCAAUGAGAGAACGGCACUUCCAAAGAAUGGCUGCAAAUAUCUUCAGUUUGUCUGUUUUUAUUUUGUAUGUUUACGUCUCAGCGAAGGUGGCCGGCGGGGCUAUAGCUUAAACAGAACCUUUGUGAAUUUUGUGAUUCAAGGCUUUACUAACAAUUUUCAUUGCUGUAAGUGACUUAAGUCCAAUGUAACCAGGCACAGAGUUUGAUUUGUCUUUUAAUAACCAGACACAGUUCAGGUGGUAAAUUGUAAUUUGGGGGUGUUAAUAGGAUCUUGUGAAUAUUGAGUAACAUUAUUGUAAAAUUUUGUAUACUUUAGACAGUCAUAUUUCGUCAAUAUUUGCCUAUGAUUUUGGGGUUUGGGUAUAUCCACAUGUUGGGGCUUAUACAGUUAGGUUUUAAUAGCUGUUUAGUGUGUAUCAUAUUGUUCUGUUUGGUAUCAAAGAAUGGAUAUUCUACUGGGUCAAUGACGCUUUUUGUACGUAUUGCUCGCUUACGUCUUGCCGCAUGGUGGCGUCGCGCCAAGAAUGCGGUCCCAAACGCGACAAGUUGCCGAAAGGUUGGCUUGGUCAAUUCUUUUCUAAAGGUUGUACUAUUAUAAUAACUUACCACCCUGCCAAUUCAGGAAGAUGUAGAGGUGUUUUUAUUAUUCUUAAGGACAGAGAUGUUUCGCUGGUUAGUAAGUACUAAUAAUCUAGAAAUUUCGUGUGCGUGCGUUUAUCACUCUUUUACUAAUAUUAAUAUAUGUAUCAUCAUACAGUCUUUGUAUUUAUACAAUGUCCGCCAAGCACGUUUAUAUUCAUUCAAAACAAAGCUGGAGAAUAUUACUAUCAGGAUUCUCAAAUUAAAGAAACAUGUGUCAUAUAGUUAUCCAAGCGGAACCUAUAAAACAAGCAAAACAAGAAUAUUCCUGGAUUAAUGGUAGAACUCUUUCAGUUCAGAUUUUCAGUUUUAAGAGACAGAGUUUUACUAUUAGUAAAAAGUAUGAAAUGUUGAGAAACGUAAGGUU